Vidua macroura (Pin-tailed whydah) is the source of this 3244-nucleotide messenger RNA. It is a transcript of the gene STRIP2, whose product is annotated as striatin interacting protein 2. The record is from RefSeq and is a predicted model, not a curated record. Gene Ontology annotation, cellular component: cytosol. The transcript has 21 exons. NCBI's taxonomy places the organism in Eukaryota, Metazoa, Chordata, Aves, Passeriformes, Viduidae. The coding region runs from base 13 to 2526 and encodes 837 amino acids. Gene Ontology annotation, biological process: cytoskeleton organization.
GGCGGCCGCGGGAUGGAGGCGGCGGGAGGCGCCGGAGCCCCGGGCCCGGGCAGGGCCCGCCCGGGACAGCCACAGCCCCAGCCCCAGCCACAACCUCAGCCACAGCCACAGCCACAGCCCAAGGGCCGGGAGCUCUUCAGGGGCCAGCGCAAGGAGUCCGAGGGCUCCGUGGAUUGUCCCAACCUGGAAUUUGAGUACGGGGAUGCCGACGGCCACGGCGCUGAGCUGGCAGAGCUGUACAGCUACACCGAGGAGCCUGAGCUGAGCCACAACAGGAGAUGCUUCGAGGAGGAUUUUCACACUCAAGUGCCGGACAGGAGGUGGCUGGAGCUGGACAGGGCUCAGCAGAAGGCCUACAUCAUGCACCUGCUGGAUGGGCUGGAGGUGGUCAACAGGGACAAGAGGCUCAGAGUAGCACGGGCCAUCCUGUACCUGGCACAGGGUGUCUUUGGGGACUGUGAUAAUGAAGGUGAUGUCCUGCACUGGUCUCGGCACAACAGCUUCCUCCUGUACCAGCUGGGAACCUUCUCUGCCUUCCUGGAGCUUCUCAACAUGGAGAUUGAGAACAGCCAGGCCUGCAGCAGCGCCCUGCGGAAGCCGGCCAUCUCCCUGGCCGACAGCACGGAGCUCAGGGUCCUGCUCAGUGUCAUGUACCUGAUGGUGGAGAACAUCCGUGUGGAGCAGGAGACGGAUCCCCCCGAGUGGAAAACCUGCCGGGAGACCUUCAGGAUGGAGCUGAGUUUCCCUGUGCACACUGAGGAGCCGUUUGCUCUGCUGCUCUUCACGAUGGUGACCAAGUUCUGCAGCGGCCACGCUCCACACUUCCCCAUGAAGAAGGUCCUGCUCCUGCUCUGGAAGGUGCUCCUGUUCACGCUGGGCGGGUUCGAGGCGCUGCAGACCAUGAAGGUGCGGCGGCGGGAGGAGCUGGGGCUGCCGCCCCUGCCCGAGGACAGCAUCCAGGUGGUGCGGGGGAUGCGUGCGGCCUCCCCGCCCACCUACGCCAUCGAGCUCGUGGAGCAGCAGCAGCAGCAGCAGCAGCAGCAGCAGAAGCGGGGCCACCGCAGCCGCAGGCCCCUGAUGAAGCAAGACAGUUUGGAUAUCUACAACGAGAGAGAUCCCUUCAAGAACGACGAAGGAGGGGUUGAUGAAGAGGAGAAUGACGACGUGGACAGCGGGAUCGAGGGGGAGCUGGACCUGAUGGAGCGGGACGCGAUCAUCCCUGCGAUGCCAGCUCAGCGCCUGCCCAUCGAGAGGGUGUCCUUCCCCAAGGGGCUCCCCUGGGCCCCCAAAGUCAGACAGAAAGACAUCGAGCAUUUCCUGGAAGCAAGCAGGAACAAAUUCAUUGGAUUCACGCUGGGACAGGACACCGAAACCCUGAUAGGGCUCCCGCGGCCGAUCCAUGAAAGUGUGAAGACCCUGAAGCAGCACAAGUACGUUUCCAUCUCGGAUGUCCAGAUCAAGAACGAGGAGGAGCUGGAGAAGUGCCCCAUGUCUCUGGGGGAAGAGGAAGUCCAAGAAACCCCUUGUGAGGUCUUGUAUCGAGCAAUGUUGUACAAUCUCCCCCAGUACAUGAUCGCUUUGCUGAAGAUCCUCCUGGCUGCUGCACCCACCUCCAAGGCCAAGACUGACUCCAUCAACAUCCUGGCAGACGUGUUGCCUGAAGAGAUGCCCAUCACCGUCCUGCAGAGCAUGAAGCUGGGCAUCGACGUGAACAGACACAAGGAGAUCAUCGUGAAGAGCAUCUCGGCGCUGCUGCUGCUGCUCCUCAAGCACUUCAAGCUGAACCACAUCUACCAGUUUGAGUACGUGUCCCAACACCUGGUGUUUGCCAACUGCAUCCCUCUGAUCCUGAAAUUCUUCAACCAGAACAUCAUGUCUUACAUCGCUGCCAAAAACAGCAUCUCCGUCCUGGAUUAUCCGCAUUGCACGGUCUGUGACUUGCCCGAGCUCACAGCAGAAAGUCUGGAAGCUGGAGACAACAACCAGUUCUGCUGGAGGAAUUUGUUCUCCUGCAUUAACUUGCUGAGGAUCCUCAACAAGCUGACCAAGUGGAAACACUCGAGGACAAUGAUGCUGGUGGUGUUUAAAUCAGCCCCGAUCCUGAAGCGGGCUCUGAAGGUGAAGCAGGCCAUGAUGCAGCUCUACGUGCUCAAGCUGCUGAAAAUCCAGACCAAGUACCUGGGGCGCCAGUGGAGGAAGAGCAACAUGAAGACCAUGUCUGCCAUCUACCAGAAGGUGCGGCACCGCAUGAACGACGACUGGGCCUACGGCAACGACAUCGACGCCAGGCCGUGGGAUUUCCAGGCCGAGGAGUGCACGCUGAGGGCCAACAUCGAAGCCUUCAACAGCCGCAGGUACGACAAGCCGCAGGACUCGGAGUUCGCCCCGGUGGACAACUGCCUGCAGAGCGUGCUGGGCCAGCGCCUGGAGCUGCCCGAGGACUUCCACUACUCCUACGAGCUCUGGCUGGAGCGGGAGGUGUUUUCGCAGCCCAUUCGCUGGGAAGAGCUGCUGCACUGCCAGUGACAGCCGCGCCUCCGCCUGCCCCCGCUCCCGCCUCCCUGAGGGCCGGCGGUGCCGCGGGCUGGGGUGGAUCUUGGGGGGUUUUAAAGCACAGCUGGGAAAAAAAAAAAAAAUCAAACCCUAAACUUUCCAAAGAGACCGCGUCUCUCCGUGCCCAGCAGACACCUCUUUUUGGAGGUCAUCCUGUGACUUUUUGGAGACCAUAAAGCAUCGGUUGCGGAGCGAGCUCAGAGCCCAGGUGUGUCUCCAUGUAGGCUUGGUGUAGGGAUUCCCAGCUGGGAAUUCCACCCCUCCCGGCUGUGCCUCGGUUUGUCUGGCUCUGUUCGGUUCUGGCUGGCUGCUGACGUGCUCCCGACACCGCCCUGCCGGCCCGGGAUAGCAGGAACACAGCUUGGGAUGGAGACAGCAUUCCCGUGUUGUCCCUGGGCUGGCACUGCUGCUGCUGGGGUGACACGGCCCAGCUCAGAGUCCUGGUGCCACCAGGGACAGGUCCUGCGUGUCCCCUGGACAGCCGCCCGUCACCUCUGCCCCUCUCUCUCCUCCACCCUCGCUCACCUUUAUUGAAGCGCCCCUGUGCCGUGCAGUGUUUCCAGGUGCGGAGCUGGGAGAUCCCUUUUCUCUCCUCCCUGAGUGUCAUUGUGAUUCCACACCCUCUCCAGCCCUUCCAGCCCUGAGGAGACAACAAAUACCAUGUAAAAAAAAAAAAAACAAAAAAACAAAA